Knipowitschia caucasica is the source of this 366-nucleotide messenger RNA. NCBI's taxonomy places the organism in Eukaryota, Metazoa, Chordata, Actinopteri, Gobiiformes, Gobiidae. The record is from the annotation of a GenBank genome assembly.
AUGAAGCCGGAAUACGAUUGGACGCAACCGAGAGACUGGCCUUUUCAACAGCUGUUUAACCAUGAAGUGUGGUGUGUGAGAACCAGGAAGUACCAUGGCAUCGGGCUGACGAGAACCAGGAAGUACCAUGGCAUCGGGCUGACGAAAACCAGGAAGUACCAUGGCAUCGGGCUGACGAGAACCAGGAAGUACCAUCCCAUGAGGCUGAUGGGAACCAGGAAGUACCAUCACAUUAGGAUGUUACCGGAGUGCGGACGGAUCAUAGCUUUCCUUCUGCCAGACGGGUUUAUUGAGCGCCACGACCUCGCCAAACCCGACCGAACCAUCGAACCUCGGAGAAUACAUCCCCGGCUUACACAGGCGUGA